Molecule: messenger RNA, 1611 nt
Organism: Monomorium pharaonis (pharaoh ant)
Lineage: Eukaryota; Metazoa; Arthropoda; Insecta; Hymenoptera; Formicidae
Gene: carmine
Product: AP-3 complex subunit mu-1
Exons: 9
Coding region: 185-1438 (417 amino acids)
Biological process (GO): endocytosis; intracellular protein transport
Cellular component (GO): cytoplasmic vesicle; clathrin adaptor complex
Source: RefSeq, a predicted model, not a curated record
AGGUGUUCCUAAACUGCUGGUCGCGGAAGUCUCGGAAUUCGGUGGGAGAGAGAACAUAUAUUUCCAAACCUACUCUGGGAUUAUCAGCAUAUUGUUUGAAAUAUUUUCAAUUUUGUGCAUUGGCAUUGAAAUUAAUCAUUUCGCAAUUUAGAAUUUUAGUCACAAACAUUUAUUAUUUAUAAAGAUGAUAAACAGUCUCUUUAUUAUAAAUUCUUCAGGAGAUGUUUUUAUGGAGAAACAUUGGAAGAGUGCAGUCGCACGUUCGCUUUGUGACUAUUUCUUUGAUCAGCAGCGAAGGGUCUUGUCUCCAGAGGACACACCACCAGUGAUAGCUACUCCACAUCAUUAUCUCAUUAGUAUAUAUCGCUGUAACAUGUUUUUUAUAGCAGUGUGCAUGACGGAGGUUCCACCAUUAUUUGUUAUUGAAUUCUUGCAUAGGGUAGUAGAUACCUUUGAGGAUUAUUUCAGUGAAUGCACAGAAACCAUUAUAAAAGAAAACUAUGUGGUGGUAUAUGAACUAUUGGAUGAGAUGUUGGACAAUGGUUUCCCUCUGGCAACAGAAUCUAAUAUAUUGAAAGAAUUGAUCAAACCACCUAAUAUUCUACGCACCAUUGCUAACACUGUUACAGGAAAAUCCAACGUUAGUGCAAUCUUACCAAGUGGACAACUAUCUAACGUUCCUUGGAGACGAACUGGAGUGAAAUACACCAACAAUGAAGCUUACUUUGACGUUGUUGAGGAAGUAGAUGCAAUUAUUGAUCGAACUGGAGCAACAGUAUUUGCAGAAAUUCAGGGCUAUAUUGAUUGUUGUAUAAAAUUAAGCGGUAUGCCAGAUCUCACUCUCUCAUUUAUGAAUCCGAGACUGUUUGAUGAUGUUAGCUUCCAUCCCUGCGUUAGAUUUAAAAGAUGGGAGUCGGAAAGGAUUCUUUCUUUUAUUCCACCUGAUGGUAAUUUUCGACUCCUCUCUUACCACAUAGGAUCACAAAGCAUUGUAGCAAUUCCUAUAUAUGUAAGACAUAAUAUUAGUUUAAAAGAACCAGGGGGUGGUAGAUUAGAUAUCACUGUUGGACCAAAGCAAACUAUUGGUAGAACAGUUGAAAAUGUGAUUCUAGAAAUUCCUAUGCCAAAGAUAGUUUUAAAUUGCACUUUAACACCAAACCAAGGAAAAUAUUCAUUUGAUCCCGUCAGCAAGAUAUUAUUAUGGGAUAUUGGAAGAAUUGACGUUUCUAAACUACCAAAUCUUAGAGGAUCGAUCACAAUACAAAAUUCAACAGCUGUUACUGAAUCAAAUCCUGCCAUUAACGUGCAUUUUACGAUUAAUCAAUUAGCAGUAUCCGGAUUGAAGGUAAAUCGGUUAGAUAUGUAUGGAGAAAAGUACAAGCCAUUCAAAGGUGUCAAAUACAUUACUAAAGCUGGCAAAUUUCAAAUAAGAAUGUAAAUAUGCUAAAAUUAUAAAUAAUAUCCUUUCAAUAUUAUAUUAGAUAUGUAAUAUGUAUUCUCUUAUGUUAUUACAUCAAGAAAUUAAAUGUGGUGAAUUAACACCACAAUGUACACGUAAAUGUAUAACUUGCAAUAAUUUACUAUGUACAAAAUAAAAACAAAAUAACAAAA